AUGGAUGGUUUGCAAGGAUCCAGUACGAACGUUAACCGGAAACGGAGGAGCAAUUUCCUGACGCUGGUGGAGAAGGUUCGCAUAAUUGAAGAUUUUGAAGCAGGAGGUGGUACGCAUGACUUUCUUGGGAAGAAGUACGGCGUAGGAUCUUCUACGGUCACGAGAAUAAUCCAAAAGAAAGAAGCAAUUCGUGAGGCGGUGGACAAGUUCAAGGAAUAUGGUGUAAAUAAUCGAAAAACAUUGAAAGAGCAGACGUUCCCUUUGCUGGAAGAAGCUAUUUACAUCUGGAUUUUACAGCAGCGGCAGUCCAACAUUUUGUUGACAGUGGAUAUUCUUAAAGCAAAGGCGGAGCUGCUGUUUAAGAUGUUCCAGGACCGGGGGCUCUAUGCGCAGCGGUUUGGAUUGCGCGUGAAAGCCGUAACAGGAGAAAAGGCAUCGGUAAACGUUGAAGCGUACCUAAAUUUCAAGAAGGUUCUACAGAAGAAGAUUCAGGAAAUGCAGCUAUCACUAUCCCAAGUCUUUAAUGCAGAUGAUUCUGCCUUGUUCAUCAAGCUCCUAGCCACACGCUCUGUCGUUACCUGUGAUGAGACCGUGGCAAGCGGACGGAAGCAAAACAAGACAAGGUAUACGUUUAUGCCUUGCUCCAACAUAGAUGGUUCCCUAAAGCUUCCGUUGUAUUUCAUUUGCACUGCUGCAAAACCACGAGGAAUCAACAUCGAAGAACUUCCCGUUUCAUAUAAUCAUUCCAAAAAGGCUUGGAUGACCAGACUGUUGUUCCGUCAAUGGUUCCACGAAGAGUUUGUCCCCGCUGUUCGAAAAUUUUCGGCCGAGAGAGGAUUAGAGCCAAAGGCAUUGCUGGUUCUUGAUAAUUGCACCAGUCAUUAUGACGUUGACGAAUCUCUACAGAGUGACGAUGGACUGAUUCAAGUGAUCUACUUCCCACCAAAUAAAACUGAUGCAUUAAUUCUGGAAAACGAACACUUAAGUUUCGAUGAACGAUUGAAGAAGAUUAAUCUUCAACAGUGUAUUUCGUGGUUGGCAACCUCUUGGGAGGAGAUAUCUGACAAAACUAUACGUAAUUCGUGGAAGAAAUUGAUCGAUGGUUUGCCGGAGGAUGCUGUUAAUGUAGACUCGAAAGCGGCCGAUGAUGACUUCAAAGCGCUUGUGUCCAGGAUUGACAGUUUGGCAGGAACAAAAACAUCUGAGCAAGAUAUUGAUCUGUGGAUCAAAGAUCAGGUGUAUGAUGCUGAUCAUAAUCCAGAUUGGGUAACCAGUGAAGUGUUCUCUGAUGACGAGAUUUUGUCAUCAGUUCUCAAGAAAGAUCAACCUGAAAUGCAAGAAGAAUGGUUGGUAGACACAGAAGAUGGAAGUAAUUCGUUUGAUACUUCCAUUACUAGUACCGGAGAUCCUGAUUUUGGCGAUGCAAUCAAGUCAAUUGAUUGCCUAGUUCGCUAUAUGAAGCAUGAUGUUGCAGAAGUAUGCCAUUUGAACGCGCUACGUUCGAAAAUCACUGAAGUUGAAUGGCUAAAACGAGCAUGUUGAAGAACUCUACCAUUUUGUUGAAAAUGAAUUUACGUGGUUUGUUUAAUUUUGUUUGAAACGUUUAAAAUAAAUAUUGUUUUUGUUGAAUAAUAUUCGAUUUUAUUUAUUUCAAUGAUUCAUUUAAAAUUUAUUUUAAACCUAAAAACACCAUCCACGAGCCCCUCGAAAAAAAUUUUACGUUGUCAGAAUUGACGUUUGUCUUCGAUUUAGUUGGGCUAUAGCCCAACGAACGGGAGCCCAACUAAAUCGAAGCCCAACUAAAGAUAGCCCAA
Toxorhynchites rutilus septentrionalis is the source of this 1814-nucleotide messenger RNA. RefSeq names its product jerky protein homolog-like. The transcript is spliced from 4 exons. Gene Ontology annotation, cellular component: nucleus. The coding region runs from base 1 to 1542 and encodes 513 amino acids. The record is from RefSeq and is a predicted model, not a curated record. Gene Ontology annotation, molecular function: DNA binding. NCBI's taxonomy places the organism in Eukaryota, Metazoa, Arthropoda, Insecta, Diptera, Culicidae.